Messenger RNA from Closterium sp. NIES-67, 835 nucleotides. NCBI's taxonomy places the organism in Eukaryota, Viridiplantae, Streptophyta, Zygnematophyceae, Desmidiales, Closteriaceae. The record is from the annotation of a GenBank genome assembly.
ACUGCACGUGGUCGGGCGGAUUCUUAACCCGGCCAACCAGGAGGAGCGGAUUUUUGGGCCGGACACUGAGUGCACCGAUGUGUUCAAGGCUUCCAUUGCCCGCCACUAUGGGGGGGUGAUGAUUCCCCAGAGGGAUGGCCUGCCCAAGCGUGCCACACUCCUCCUGCAGGAAGGGUUGGCCACCUUUGUGAAGUUGAGGGGCAGCUUCGGCACGGCUGAGGCCAACAGUGACCGGAAGUUGGUGAGGGAGGGAAGUUGUGGGAGCGGCACGGCACUGACCACCCCUUGCUCAUGGCCCUUGCUUGCCGUGUGCUAACUCAGCCGGUGCCCGCAUCCCGUUGCGAGCGCAACUGGGCGGGGUGGGAUACUGUCCACACCGCCCGAUGCAACCGGCUGGGUUCAGAAAAGUGCGCACAACUGGAAGGUUGUGCACAACUGGCACAUGGCCGACGAGGGGGCGGGGGUGGUGUCCGGGAACAUCCCGGACGCCCCGUCCCUGCGGGGUACAGGGUGGAUCGGGAAGAGGAGGAUGAGGAGGGCGAAGAUGAGGAGCUGCUGGACGAGUACCUGUAGAGCAGAGCAGGAGAGGGUUAGGCAGGUGGUUUGGGGGAGGCUUACCUGAGAUGGGUGGUUGGCUGGUUGUUGGAGGAGUUUGGAACCCUUGACAUGCCCUUGGUGGCUUGAACUAUUUAUUUAUUACCAUGCUAAAUGACGCCACAUUUGGUGGGGGGAAUUUGGUGCUCUGCAACCCCCCUCUUCCCUCUCCAAACAGGUUUUUUUUACACCUGCCCGAGUUUUUUUUAGACCUGCCCGCCAGAGCGUAUUUCCUAGCAUA